Striga asiatica is the source of this 1284-nucleotide messenger RNA. Lineage: Eukaryota; Viridiplantae; Streptophyta; Magnoliopsida; Lamiales; Orobanchaceae. The record is from the annotation of a GenBank genome assembly.
CGAAUAAGGAAAAACAAUAAAUGAAAAACUUGCCCUCGCUUAUUCACUGCCUUUAGGUGUUUUCGUCGGAGGAUGAAAAAAACCAAAGUUGAUAAAGAUGAGCGUAGGGGAUUUUCUCAGCGUUCAGCCAUCAGAACUAAAGUUCCCUUUUGAAUUGAAGAAGCAUAGCUCAUGCUGUAUGGAGUUGUCAAACAGGACAGAUCAAUAUAUAGCAUUUAAGGUUAAAACAACCAACCCCAAAAACUAUUGCGUUCGCCCGAAUGCCGGCGUUGUUCUGCCCAACUCCAUCUGCAAUGUCACAGCUCGUUUUUGGUUUUAUGUUAGUCACUAUGCAAGCCCAGAAAGAGGCUCCACCUGAUAUGCAGUGCAAGGAUAAGUUUCUUGUUCAGAGUGUGAUUGCUCCACAAGGCACUACCAGUAAGGAAGUUAUCCAAGAAAUGUUUUCGAGGGAAGAUGGGAAGGUAGUUGAAGAGAUUAGGUUAAAAGUCGUUUAUUUUCCAGCUAAUUCUCCUUCCCCUGUGCCUGAAGGAGAUGAGGAAGGGACUUCGGCUGAGGAUGAGAUUCGGAAGCCAGUGUUGUCUGAGGUCGCAAGAUCAUUGAAGCAAUCCAUGGGAAAUUCAUCUUCUGAGUCGUGGACAGCUGUCGUCUCAAAGUUGAACGAGGAGAAAGCAUCUGUUACUAAACAUAAUCAAAGGCUCCUCAGAGAAUUGAUUUCAACUGAACUUUUGGGGUCUCUUUUCCUAACUAAUAUUCUUUACACAUUAUUUAGAUCAGAAUCGAUCAAAAAGCAAACGAGAAAAGGGCAAGGCAAUGGUGUGUCUUAUGUAGUGCUGGUGUUCGGUCUGCUUUUGGGUAUUUUGGUUGGAUAUUUGAUCGGAAAAUAAAAAUAUUUUACCACUAUAAUGCAAGAUAACUUUUUUUAUUUUGUUUUUUCAAAUUCGGAUGCCAUAGAUUAUCGUCAUCUGAACUUCCAUUUUCCUCAUUGUUGAGAAAUUUUUGGAUGUGUUGGCUUUUACGUGUGGAAUUUGUUUAGUUAUUCUAAUGUCUAUUAUCUUUCUAUUAUCUUUUGAUUUGAUUCUUUUAGAAUAUGAUUGGAUGUUCUUGUUGGGUUCAGUUUUUCUUUCUCUAAGGUGUGUUCAUUUCCUGUGUGUAUUAUCUUAUAUGCACACUUUUCUUAGUGCUUUUGUUGAGAAAUUUUGUUUAAAAGCAUUUUGAUUUCAUCUAAUGGAAUGGAACACAAAAUGAUGUUAGAAAGGAGAAAGUUUAUUAGUGUACACAAAAUAG